CCCUCUAAUGAAAAUAGUGAAGUUUCGCCUCUGAACAGGGUGAUAAAACGCUUUCAACAUUUGCACUCGAGAAAUGUUAAACGAUGUUCAGUGAAAUGUUGAGAGCGUUUUAACGGGGCUUAACUUGUGCGACAAAGGCUAACUUGUAGUAAGUCAAAAUUUGUUUUGAGGAUAUCCAAUUUAUCCUCGUGAUGUUGAUGAAUAUGAGGACCAUAUAACUGAUCUGUUUAAAAUUUCGAAGCUGCUAGCAAAGUUUUUUGAUAACAUUUGUAUGACAUUUUCAUAACAGAAAAUGGCCAAGGGUAUUUUUAAAACAUUUGUGCUUCAAAUUUCUAACAAGCCCCCCUUUCUGAUAAGCCCCGCUCCCUUUCAAGCCUGAAAAACAAAUAAGCCCGCAGGGGCUUAAUAGAGCUUUUACAGUAAACGUCUGCCACCCUGGCUAACUUCGUGCAAAAAUGGUGAAGAAUGGGAUAUUUGUUGACGUUGUUUUAUUUUGUUGACGUUGUUUUAUCUUGUUGCGUUAAUUUACAGCCAUGAUUUGAUAAUGAUUUAUGUUCUUGAAUUCUAGAUGUGAAUCUAUGUUUUUGACGUUGAUUUAUAUCCUUGAUCCUUAAUAUUUUCUUGAACCUGGCAUGAUUUCUCGAUUUUGUUGAAAAAUCCAUUUUCUUGAAUUUUGCACCAUUUGGCCUACCAUAUCCGUUGUCUUUAUCUGCCGUCCCUGGCUUUGUAAAUACAUUAUCUUGUUGUUGAAAGUCUACAUCACAUGCCAGAUAUUGACCGCUACAGGGCUAUUGAAUUCAGAAGUCUUACUUAAUUGGCUUUGUUUCAUGUGACCAGUUCACUAUAUGUUUCGCCUUUAUGUUCCAUCUACCCCAUGGGUAUUUCCCAUACUCAAAAUAACCAGAGUGAGAAAGAGGCCAGGGUUUUUCCGGGAAUUAGUUGUAAACAAAGAAUAGCACACGUCGGCAUGAAUUAUUUAAGUAUAAAUCCAGCUGAGUUAGCAUGGUUUUGGAUUGACUGUGAAGCUCGACUGAGACUGGAAUGGCCUACUGCUUCUUUUUAAAAUAAAAGCCAUAACUGUUCAAUCCAAAGCAACAUGAAUACAUUUUCACUGAAUGGAGAGCUUGACAAGACUUUGGGAUAUGCAAAAAAAAUAUCUCAUGUUGUGGACAAAUGGCUCACAAAUGGCUUACUUCCAAACUUAGAAGAUUUGAAGGAAUUAAAGAGCGACAUUCGUGAAAUAGAGCGAGGACUGGAAUCAACUAGGGAUGAAAUCCAACAAAGAGAGCGUCUAGGAUCGGCCAGCUCAUGGAAAAGCAUCAAUGGUGACGAGAAUAAUUUGACAACAAUCAAACAGAAAUCCUUGAAAAAAUGGAGUUUUAUUGGAAAGGGGGCUUUUUCAGCUGUUUUCCUGGCAAAAUACAAAGGAGCGAAUGUUGCUAUAAAGAUUCUUCAGCCUGAAAAGAUUGGUACUGAUCAUGAAGAAACAUUUUUAAAGGAAAUGGAUCUUACAAGAAUUUUAAGACACGGCAACAUUGUCGCAUUUCGUUACGAAGGAACAAUUAAAGACCAGUUGAAUAUCGACACCUGGCAUCUGCAACAAGAACAAAGAUUCUUCGUAAUGGAAUAUGUACCAAGCAACUUGACAAAGUACGUCAUGAGUCGAUCGACCCAUGAAGAAAAGGGGUUGCCUGACAGCAUCGCUUGGAAUUUCGCUGCACAAAUUGUUUGCGGGUUGGCGUAUUUGCAUGAUUUGAAUGUCGCACACAGAGACAUCAAGCCUGAUAAUAUAUUGAUCUACCCAGAAAGUAGAAUAUUGAAGCUUGGUGAUUUUGGUGAGGCAUACAUGAAGCAUCGUAAAGAAGCCAGCAAUUACCUCUGUCCAAGAUAUGCUGCUCCCGAAAUGUGGACAUACUUCGACGAAAAUCCACUUAGUACCGAUCUCGAUCAAGAUUUCACAGAGAUGUUUCUAAGAGCUGAUGUGUAUGCAUAUGGGAAUACAGUUGCGUUUUGCGUCCUGGGUAUCAGGCCGUGGCAUACCGACCGGACGGAGGUAAUCAACGCGACGGACUGGGACUCGACGCGAGCGAAAAUCGAAUUGCCAAAGCAGAGACCGGACGGCGAUCCGCUGAAGGAACUAAUUAUGAAUUGCUAUGAAAAUGAUCCGGGAAAACGACCGGCCAGUGCGGCUGUCGUAUUGGACACGUACUUCUCAGAUGACGUAAACCCAUAUGAAUCAAAAUCAGUGGACACAGACUUUUUCACUUUUGGUUUUCUUGAAGACACAAAACUCUAUAUCGCAGACAGCCUAGUGGAAGAGAGGGACGAAGAGAAAAGCAAAAACCAGCAGAGGAAAUACUCUCUAGAAAGCCUAAUGUGUAGAUUAACACUAGAAAAAGAUGAAAACCUGCCUGAACAAGACCAUGAAUGGGAUUAUUAUCAAUUCUAUUGCGAGAAAAGAAGAGAAUUUAAUGAGCUUACAAAGUCCGGAGAGAUAAAGAAAGACACUUCAGUGGCUCUGAAGAGCCUGCAAAUUCCUCUGAGAACAGAUGGAAGCAAUCAUUUCAUUAGACUAGAAUUCACUCAAACUAGCUACGUGCACCAUCGGUCAUUGCGAGCUGUUUGGCGGGAAAUGAUGACGUCAGAUGAAAAACUCUCUGCAGUGCCAUGCAAAAGGAUUGUUAAUAGUAGCUUCAGCACCUCUUUUGGCCUACAUUUGGCUGUCAUCACUACUGACAGAAAGGUCCUGUUUUUCCAGAGGGAAAACACAGGCACCAAUCCGAGUCGAGGUGGCCUCCCAGGGCCACACUUAUUCACCUGCACAGUUACAAAAAGUCUUUACAAAGAAAGUUACGUCGAGAAAGACAAUGAAACAUUUGUAUCACUCCUCCACAGUGCUGCUUUUUGUCUUAACGAAGAACUUGGAAUCAAGCUUAAUAAGGCAGAACAGGAGGCAAUCCAUUUCCACACAGUGUAUUUGAAAUUCGAUAACCACGAAUGGGGCAUGUGUGCAUAUAUAGACCUGGCGGACGCCCGGAUUGCCAAGCCUAGACGUCUUAAGAGUAGUCAGAUACAAACCCAGUACACGGCGGCGAAGAAGACCAAGCACAACCGACUCUUCUCUGUCCAGUUCGAUCCCUAUGCAGUCGCCGACUUUGUCCGUGCUAACCUUAUUGAAAUGGCAAGUUCCACGAAAAUGGUUGUAGUGAAAACUUUGAAAGCAUUUUUCAGCAGAUCUACCGUAGAAGAUGCUUUUAAAGAGAAGUAAAACACCCCGGACUGUGCCUAGCACACAUUUUAGAUAUAUUUAUAGGUAACUGCCUAAGCGUAUAACUGCAAAGGCAAGUUAACCUUCAGUCGAGGCUAUUCAAAAUAGUUAAGCAAAACAUAGUUACAAACUAUGAGCAAAACAACUGUUUUGUAUUCAAUAUUAAAGCACUAAAAGACGAUGUAAUUGGAUUUGCGUAUUCUAGCUGACUAUGAAGCAUUUAAUUGACUCGUCUUUUGUUUGACGUUGGAUUCGUGGAAACCGAUUGAAGCCUCAAAAUUAUGCGUAGCGUAGUUUACUAAAAAUUAUACUAAAAAUUGUGACUAUUAUAAUUUUCAUUCAAGUAUUACUCGUAAUGUGCAUACAGUGAAAGGCCACGGUAGCAGAAUCGAGUUGUGUAAGUCACUAAAUUAGUUUUAUUCACGAAAUAUGUUCAUGCUAACUAUAGGCCUCGUUUUUCAUUUUGGACGUCUUUGGUCAUGUUUAGCCUUGUAGUGGUGUCCGAAGAUUGUCAAGCUGUAGUAUAUUUAUUUUAUAAUAGUGUACUGAAAGAAAAGGAAUACAAUGGGCACCCACGAAAAUAAAGAAAGACGUCCACAGAUAUUAUUCUUGCCUGUUCACAUCGCUGAAAGUAUAAACAAAUCCGUACAAUUGUGAUAUUUGGACCGAGUCAGAGUGUAAACAAGUAUCAAAAACAACACAAACCUUUAAAAUUUCACCAAGCAGGGUCUUCAACACACUGUGUCAACUUCAUUGAAGAGCAACGCUUCAAUAUUUUAUUCUUAUGUACGCGUCCUAACUCAUAAUAUUUGGCCAUAAAACUUCCCUUAUAGUGGACGUGCGUUCGGACUGAAGACUCUUGCAAAUGGCGCGAAAUCAUCGCAAUCCCUGGCCUUGGUAUAAUGUAUUAACUUGGGACGUUACUUCAAUUCCCUCUCCACAGUUAAUCAUGCGCAACAUUUCCCCAAGGGACUAAAAACGCACAACUUAUGUCCACAAUUAAUUUGCAUGCUAGAGUGAAUAAAGGCUGUCAUCUUUAUGACGAAACAAAGUAGCAGAAUUUUCGUAAUAUCCCUAAGAUAGGCUGUUUAAGGCCGAUUUCCAGUAGGCGAAUUCUUUUGCGCGAAUCGACAUUUUGCCAAUGUGAGCAUACGUGGGGUAAUGUUCUCAAAUCUCGCAGCGAAAAAAUUCGAUUCGCAGAAAGUAGAUCACGUUCCUAUUCUAUCGCUACGAAUACUUAUUCGACUCGCGCGAAAGAAUUCGCCUAAUGGAAAUCGGCCUUAAAAAGGCUAUAGUUUGCCCCACGACAUUUCGUACAAGCCACUGCGCCCCCAGCCAUUAACCCUCAGCCUCUGUGCCCAAGCCUUGUUAUGUGCCGUGCGAUUACUGCUAGCAAAUUGAUGGACUUCAAUUUCUGUGAAAAUAUUCAAAUCUUGUGUGCAAAAUUAACAAAGCAGCACGUUACCCAAGUAAAUUGUAAUAAGGAGUUUAAAGGGGACUACCCCAAGUACUCCAAGAGGGGGUUAGUAUUUAUUUAAGAUUUUAGAGUAGACUGAACAUAAUUCAAGGUAGCAUAGAGGGACUCCAAAAUGAAUUUGACUUAUGCAUUCUUAUACAUUUUUAUUCAAGUUCAUUCAACAUCAAGGGCAACAAAAUAAUUGAACAAAAUCGAAACAGCAAUUUACUGCAGUUUUUCAAGAUAAGUAAGUAGUUAAAUACGUAAAACCAAAGUUAUACAAAAAUAAAAUGGCUAACGCACCAGAAAACAGUUUUGCAACGUACAAUAUUUUACAGAAAAUUGCUAAAAAGUCUAGUUGACACGAGGAUAUUCAAGCUGUGUUAAAUAAACCAUUAUGGUUUUAUAAAGCAGAAGUCUAUGAAGCUUUGCUUAAUCUAAUUUAAGUUUAAAAACAACAUUGAGCUGAGAAUAGAUGUUUUUUGGAUGGCCUAAACAGUCGUUGCAAUGCUUUAGCUUAGGCCAUGCGGGUGACAAGUUUUAAACCUACGCAAAAGGGGGUGUACUGUAAACGUUAGUUAGAAGUGAAAAGUAUUUCUAAGGUUAUUAGGGAGAGAAGUCGGAAUACAGCAUGUAAAAGGCUU
Molecule: messenger RNA, 5368 nt
Organism: Rhopilema esculentum
Lineage: Eukaryota; Metazoa; Cnidaria; Scyphozoa; Rhizostomeae; Rhizostomatidae
Biological process (GO): peptidyl-serine phosphorylation; protein autophosphorylation; regulation of autophagy
Cellular component (GO): cytosol; autophagosome; phagophore assembly site
Molecular function (GO): protein serine/threonine kinase activity; ATP binding
Source: RefSeq, a predicted model, not a curated record